Molecule: messenger RNA, 1144 nt
Organism: Schizosaccharomyces octosporus yFS286
Lineage: Eukaryota; Fungi; Ascomycota; Schizosaccharomycetes; Schizosaccharomycetales; Schizosaccharomycetaceae
Product: rab GTPase binding protein
Exons: 2
Coding region: 39-548 (169 amino acids)
Cellular component (GO): Golgi apparatus
Source: RefSeq, a predicted model, not a curated record
UUUGUUUUUAUCACUUACUUACAACAAGAACAAACAAAAUGUCGAAUUAUGCAUUUUCUAAAAUAAGUGAAAACGUUCAAGAAUUGGUUUCUUCGAGGUCGCAGUACUUGAGCGGAUUCAAAUCUGUGGGCGAAUUUUUGGACGUUCGUCGCGUUUCAAGACCUGAAAAUUUUGGAGAAGCACAAUCAAGAGUCCGUUUUAACCUUCGACGAUUCUCUUCAAAUUACUUAGCCAUUAUUGCAAUCCUCGCCAUUUACUGUCUCUUGACUAAUGUUCUGUUAUCGAUAGUUAUUGCCGCUGGCGCUGUUGGUGUGUAUGGAAUUCGUAAACGCCAAGGCAAUGAGGUGCAAAUUGGACAGCGAGUUUAUACUAAGUCAAGCUUAUACACAACCUUGGGAUGUGUGUUAAUUCCUCUCGGGCUUUUCGCAUCACCUAUUCAAACUAUCUUUUGGUUAGUUGGAGCAUCUGCCGUCUGCGUCCUUGGUCAUGGUGCGUUGUUUGAACCACCCGUUGAAUCUGCUUUUGAAGCCGUCGAGCAACAGGUAUAGAUAUAUGCUUUUUAUAAAUUCAUCCAGCAAGCUCGUCUUCUGUAUUAUUAGAAAUCUUUCUUUGAUUCUGCUUUUCUAUAUCGUAAAUCGACUUGCUUUUCUUUUUUUUUGUUUCUCGAGGACGACUCAUCGACGAUCAAACAACAAAGAUUCGUGGAAGUGACAUACAAUGUGAAGAUUGCAUAGAUUUUCUGCUACUCUGUUUGCAGUUUGGGCUUUUUACGCAUUCAGCUUUUGUUUGAGCAUAAUAUUUUUUUUUCUUUUUUUCAUGUGGUGACAUGAACCAUUGAUCUGCUGCAACAUCCAUAGUUCAUCAAAUCUGCUAAGAGUUGCCGAUAUUACUUUGUUGCCUCAAUCCACGUUUGCAAAUGACAUGUUAAUUCCAUUUUCCGUAAUAAAAUACAACCUCCCUUCUUUUAAUGCUACUUAAUCUUGUAGGCUUGGAGACAGAUAGAUAUUAAAGUGCACGAAACCGUAGAGAAGCCAGAGAAAGAGGUUGAUAAUAAUAGUGGCUUUUAGUUUUCGUCUUUAUUUACAGAUUCAUUCAUUUCAAUGUUAUGCAUUCUCAAUCUAUCAAUUAGAUUCAUCUAUUUCGG